UAUUAAUUUCUGAUAAUUAUAGUCUCGAAUCUUGAUUAAUAUAUUAUUAUUAUGUUUAGUGUUUACAGAGAUCCGGUCAAAUAAUUUUAUUAUAUUGACUUUAAGACCCCUCUCGAUUAUUUUGUUUUUAUCGUAAUAAUUGUUCAGAACGGGUUUUUGAUGCGAGUUCUACUUACACAUUUACACAGUGUUUGAAAUCAUUUUGUGUGAUAUUAUCUAUUUACCUUUAGAUUUAUUCUACAAAUUAACAUAAGUUGUUAUUUUGUUUUUUUGAAAUGGCCAAUCAACCAUAUGACGACAUUGAACAGACCGCUGAAAAGGAAUUAGAUGCAUUAAUAGUUGCUAGUCAAAUGGAGUCAAACUUUGAUAUAGAUAAAAUACUAAACGAUAAGGCAAAGAAGAGAAAGUUAACUAAAACAAACGUCAAAAAUCUUAUCAAGAAUGUAAUUACAAAUGUUGAUGUAGCUACAAUGUUGCGACAAACUUUGGAUGACAAUAUAGAUGCAAAUUGUUUAUAUGAACCAAAAUUUACAAGAGCAAAAAUAAGAGAAAUGUUAAAUACUUACCCAACUUUUGCUCCUCAAUUGUCUAUAAAUCAGCAACAAUCAAUUUUAUCAGAGUGUUCAUCAUUAAUUGAAAAAGAAUUUCCUGAUGAUUCUGAAGAUGAAGAGUAUCAUCCAGAUGACAAAAUGUUUGAGGAAGAAGAAGAUGAAUAUGACGAUGAUGAAUUUAAAUCAAAAGAAGUUAAUAAAUCAUUUGAUACAGAAAAUGAUCCAGAUAUUAGUGAUAAUAAAACUGUUGUUGAUAAUUUAAAGGAAACAAUUGGAAUGCGUACAAGGUCAAAGUUUCCUUUAAAUGAUACUCCAUUAGAAAUUAUUGAACAAGCUUUUAUACCACCUGAUAUUACUGAGGAUAUGUAUGAUUCAGCUUGUGAAAACGAUGAAUGGAUGGAGUUUCUCAGUGAAUUCACCAAGCCUUUAGAAUCUGUUCAAAAUGAUGAUGGUGAAGAUGACCCUGAGUAUAAUGUUCUUGGUGAUGAUGAUUUUACUAAUGUCGAUAAAGAAGAAUUUCGUAUUGAUAAAUCUGUUAAGGUCACUCGUAAAGAGUAUAAUGAUUUAAUGAAUGAAUUGAAUGAAUUUACUGAAAGCUUCCUUGAAUUCAAUGGUGUAGAAACAUUUGAAACUAAUACUGAUAUAAAAAAAACUGAAAAUGAUAAAAAUACCGUUAAACCUAAAAAUGAAACUCAAAUCAUUCCUGCUUACACUUGUGUUCAAAAUAACUAUUGUGAUGGAAAAUCAAUUGCUAAUUCUUCUUUAAAUAACAAAAAUUUAGUUAAACGUACAAAUUGUAUAUCUAAUCCAGUGUUCAUUUUGAGUUGUUCUAAUGGAAAAUCGAGUACCAAUGGCUCUACAAAUAAUUAUGUAGAACCAAUAGAAGUGGCCAGAUAUAACACUCAUAAAGAUAAGAAAUUUAGUGUUUCAGAAUUUAAUAAAAGUCUACUUAAGAUUAAUGAGCAUCUUGAAAAGUCUAGCUCUAUACUUCCUUUACCGACAUUUAAAGAGAAUUUUCAGUUAGGCAUUGAACAGUAUAAUAAUAGUAAUAAAGAUGUUUCUCAAGAUGUAAAUAUAAAAAGUCAAGUAAAUAUAAUGACACAAAAACAAAUUAUUUUAUUCAAACAACAACUCACACAACAUGUUCAAUUAAUAACUCAAAAUUACUUGUUAUGCACACUGUCAAAAAAGUUCCAAAAUAAUUGUAGAAAAUAUAAAAUUAUGUUGGAACUAUUAAAAAAUGUCUGUAAAGAUAAAAAGUAUGCACCAAUUAACAUAAAUUUCUCAUUAAACUUUAUACAAGAUUGGACUGAAUUUAAAACUAGUGAGAAUGAUAUUAACAGUGACUAUGUUGUACUACCAUUAUAUGUGAAAGGGUAUAUGCUAUAUUACGAUAAACCUGUGUUUAUCUAUCCUCAAUUGUUACCGACAAGAACUUACCAUCAUGAAUAUAAAAGUUAUCCUAUAGGACCUUCAGAAGAAAAGCUUCUGGUAUUAAAAAUAGAUUAUAUUUAUAAGAAUUUGAAAGAGAGUACUAACACUCGAGCAAAAUAUAAAAAUAAGAAUUUAUCUGAUUUAAUGCCAAUGAUAUUAAAAACUGUACAUAAAAGAUGGUUUUCAAACAGAACCUUGAGAUAUCUGAAACAGUUUGUAACGAAACAGAAAAAUUCAUUUGAAAUGAAUGUUAUGAAGAAUUAUUUAACAUACGGUGAAAUUGAAGAAUGUUCUUAUGUAAUUGACAUUAAAGCUCUCUUUAAAGGAAACCGUUUAUACGAGUGUGAUAUUCGAAAGUUUCCAUCAAGUUGGAAGUCAAUCAAAAAUCAAUUUUAAAGUUAAAAAAUAGUAUUUAUUUUUUAUUUUUUGAUUAUCAGU
This is a messenger RNA of Diuraphis noxia (Russian wheat aphid), 2423 nucleotides long. RefSeq lists its product as uncharacterized. Gene Ontology annotation, biological process: regulation of DNA-templated transcription. The record is from RefSeq and is a predicted model, not a curated record. Gene Ontology annotation, molecular function: transcription coregulator activity. Gene Ontology annotation, cellular component: nucleus. NCBI's taxonomy places the organism in Eukaryota, Metazoa, Arthropoda, Insecta, Hemiptera, Aphididae.